ACUGUUCCAUUCUGUCCUUCUCUGAUGCAUCAGUAGAAUUGGGAAUAACCCAUAACUAGGCUAUGUUAUAAAAUGAUGUUAUCAAAAGACAGAUUAGUGCCCCCAUUGCGCCUACAUGGUUUAAGUUUACUGAGAAAAUUAUACAGCGAUGUGUUUGUAAAACUAGAGCAUGUCAGUUUGGAUCUUGUCUAUUAAAGAAGCCAAAAGAAGAAGUCGGAAAGACCAUGCGUGUGUGGUAGAACAGCUGAGGCUAUUGAAGGCCCGCGUGGAAUGCGGUAGACGGCGAGAGGAACAGCACUUUUAUGGAUACUGCUUACCGCUACGUAACUUCACCCAUUCGACUUUGCGUCUCCGCAAAGGGAGCCGGUCACGACAGUCUCCGUGCAUUUGGGAAUUUUGAUUUGUGGUUGGCAUUAUCUCCGUCGAUAUACACUGUCAAUCCUAUGAGAGAAAGAAGCGGAAUAUUACUCUGAAGGAGACUGCAGUUCAAGGAAUUUCAAAGUGGGCUGCGUCAGUGUGAAGGGGAGCAACCAUGGCUGAAGUUGCGAGCAUGACCAACCUGGAAACUAUGGAGACUGUCGACCCCAUGAACGACACUGAAGAAGUUCACACUGAGGAAGAAGAAGAAGAGGAGGAAGAAGAAGUCACAGAGGAAGCCCACAGGCCAAAGAGUGCAGUGGAUGAGGCCAAAGAGGAUACGAGUGCAAUAGACGAGAAAAAGGUUGAUGCCAUCAAAAGUGAGGAUGUAAAGCUAGAUGCCGAGGGUGUGAAGGAUGUACAGAGCAGCGCUGAUGUCGAAAAGGGGAAUGAUGAGGGUAGUAUGAACGGUGACGCAGAGGAACCCGAGGCACCGACGCUGAAUGGAGUUGAGAGCAUGGACGAGGACAAGAAGAAGACGCUGAAUGGAGUUGACAGCAUGGACGAGGACAAGAAGAAGACGGUGGAUGGAGAUGAUAGCAUGGACGAGGACAAGAAGAAGACGGUGGAUGGAGAUGACAGCAUGGACGAGGACAAGAAGAAGACGGACAGUCAGUCAGCAGAUGCUACAGAUGAAGCCAGAAGCUCCACACGAUUGAGGAGCAGGAGAGGACCAAGAGGAGAGGGAAGGGGUCCGAGAGACGCCAGCAUGACGGACAUUAAAAACAUUGCAGACAUCGUGUGCGAGGACGACGACGACACCAUGAAUGAAGUGGCUCUGAAACAAGAGAAACUGUUCAAAGCCUCUAAGCCAGUGCAGAGGAGCUACGUGCCAAAGGUUGGGCAAGGAGACGUGAAGAAUAAGUUCGAGGCCAUGCAGAAGGCCAGGGAGGAGCGCAGCAGGUCGAGGAACCAGGAGCAGGCGAAGCAGAGGAAGGAGCAGUACAUCAAGGAGAGAGAGCUCCACCGCCGCAAACAGCAGAUAAAAGAACUUUUAGCAUCCAGUGAUGAGGAGGAGGACAUAAAGCCAGCGAAACCCGAGAAAUCGUAUGUCCCCAAGAUCACAGGCAGCGUGAAGGGCAAGUUUGCUGAGAUGGAGAAACAGAGGCAAGAGGUGGAGAGGAAGAGAACAGAGGAAGAGAGGAAGAAACGCGUGGCACAGGAAACUAUGGAGAAAGCGAAGAUCCAGAAAGAGCUGGCAAAGAAGGCAGAGGAGGAAGGAGACGAUACUAUCCUUGUCAGAGUGGUCCCAGCCAAGCCAUUCAAGCCACCAGGCAGGAUUAAGAUGAACUUCGAGGACAUGGAGAAGAACCGUGAGGAGGACGAGAGGAAGAAGUCAGAGGAGGAGAAGAAGAAACGAUAUGAUGAGAACAGGCGCUCCUUCCGUGAUGCCAAGCGCCGCUCUAUAGUCUCACAGAACGAGGACGAGGACCUGCCCAGAGAGAGGGAGCAGGCGUGCCCUGGGAAGCUAAAGAUGACGUUUGAGGAGCUGGAGAAGGAGCGCCAGGAGCAGCAGAAGAAGCAGGCCGAGGAGGUGGCCAAACGGCGCCUGUUGGAGGAGAAGAAAGGCUUUGAGGAGGCCAAACUCUUAAUGGGGUCUGACGAGGAGGGCAUGCAGGAUGACCUCAUGGACAAGGAGGAGGUCAGGCCUGGCAAGCUGAGACUGAGCUUUGAGGAGCUGGAGAGACAGAGAGUGGAGGAGGAACGCAAACGCGCUGAGAAGGAGGCAAAGAGACGAAUGGAGGAUGAGAGGAAAGCCUUUGCCGAGGCCAGGAAGAGCAUGCUCCUAGAUGAGGAUGACGACGUCUUGCUGGCCAUGAUCAGCGGUGAGGGUGCCAAGCCAGGGAAGCUGGGCAUCAGCUUCGAGGAGCUGGAGAGACAGCGGAGGGAAGAGGAGCAUAAGAAGAAGGAGGAGGAGGCCAAGCGUCGCCUCGAGGAGGAGAAGAGACUCUUUGCCGAGGAACGAAAGAACAUGAGCCCUGGAGAGGAUCAUGAAAGAUCUAUGACUACAUAUGGAGAUGGAGAAGUACAGGAUGAUGAUGAGGGGGGUCUGAUGAAGACGACGUCUCAGGAAGCACUGCACCCGGGGAGACUGGAGAUCAACUUCGAGGAGAUGCUGAAGAUGAAAGGGGAGGCCGAGAGAAAACGCAAGGCAGAGGAGAAGCGUAGGAAAAGGGAGCUGGAGAAAAAGGAGUUUGAACAGCUCCGGCAAGAGAUGGAGGAGGAUGUGGUCAAUGAAAGCUCGGAGACGGUGAGCGCCGAGUACGAGGAGUUGACAAAGCUGAAGCGAACCGGCUCCAUUCAAGCCAAGAACCUGAAGUCCAAGUUCGAGAAGAUCAAGCAGCUAACCGACGAGGACAUUCAGAAGAAGAUCGAGGAGGAGAGAGCGAGAAGGAAAGCCAUUGACCUUGAAAUCAAAGAGAGGGAGGCUGAGCGAUUCCAGGAGGAUGAAGAGGAAAACAGAAUGGAAGGUGCAAAAGAGGUGGACGCUCCGUUUAAGCAGAAGGUGGACAUGCGUGCACGCUUUGAGCAAAUGGCCAAGGCCCGCGAGGAGGAGGCGAGGAGGAGAACUGAGGAGCAGAAGCUGCAGAGGAUGCAGUUUGAACAGCAGGAGAUUGACGCGGCUCUCCAAAAAACAAAGGACGAUGAGGAAGAGGACGAGGGAAGCAUCAUCAACGGCUCGGCAGCGUACGACGAUGAAGAAGAUCACGCCAGGUCUGGGGCUCCGUGGUUCAAAAAGCCCCUGAAAAACCAGUCGGUGGUAGAUGCCGAGCCUGUGCGGUUUACAGUGAAGAUCACAGGCGAGCCCAAGCCCGAAGUCACCUGGUGGUUCGAGGGUGAGAUGCUCCCGGACAGUGAGGACUAUCAGUACAUUGAUCGGGGUGAGACGUACUGCCUUUACCUGCCCGAAACCUUCCCGGAAGACGAGGGAGAAUACAUGUGCAAAGCCGUCAACAGCCGAGGCACUGCCGCCAGCACCUGUAUCCUCACAGUGGAAACUGAGGACUACUGAUUCACCCAUUCAGUGGAACGUUCCCCUGUCCCCUUGUUUUUUUUUUGUAAAUCUUCAUUUCUCAUGGUAGGGCCAAACAACAGGGAGGAGGCAGCAGCAUUAUUCUUGAAUUUUUUUUUCUCUCUCUCUCUUUUGCCAUUCCUCCAAAGGAGAACACACAUUGCUAUAAGUGCAAAAAUGUUGUUUACAUUUUACUCAACACAAACCUGCACUCACUGUCAAUAAACAUGCUCAAAUCAGAAAGAAAUCAGUGCCAAAACUCAAGUUUUGUUCCCACAUGUGGUUGCUAUCAUGAAUUGUGCAAAAAUUAUACUCUGUUUUUAAAAUUAUAUAUUGAAACUUUCAACGGGUUUGGUCUAAGAUCCUCAUUAUAUUGAUGAUUUCCAACUAAAACAAAAAAGAUAAAAUGAUAUUCCUUCUUGUGAUCUGAUGUUUCUUUUCUAAGUUCAAAAUGAGUCUCAAAAGUGUAGAAAACUGAAGGUAGAGUUUUGCAUACCAAUUAGAAUAUCUGUUUAGAAUGUUUUACUUUUACAUUUUGUGAUUUAAAUAUUUGAUUUAUGUUCAUUUUAACUGAAUGUAAACAAGUUUUUCAUGUACUGAAUGUUGACUCUAACAGACUGGACAUGAAGGCACUGUAACAACACAAUUAUAACAAUAGUAACAAAUGUGGUUUUGGUUAGACAGAAUAUUUGUGAUAUAUGAAAAUUAUAAUAAAACUGCUAAAAUAGUAA
Clupea harengus (Atlantic herring) is the source of this 4161-nucleotide messenger RNA. RefSeq names its product nexilin (F actin binding protein) (gene nexn). Lineage: Eukaryota; Metazoa; Chordata; Actinopteri; Clupeiformes; Clupeidae. The record is from RefSeq and is a predicted model, not a curated record. Gene Ontology annotation, biological process: mitochondrial fusion.